AUGGCCAUGGACCCGGCCCUGGUCCGGCUCGGGAACAUGAUCCAAAACCGGUACAAGUACUUCCGGUGGACCAGGCGGACGGCGGGCAUCACGUUCAUGUACGUCGUGGUGGUUCCGGGCAUCAUUGGGUACUUGGGUUACAAGACCGAUGGUCUGUGGGAUCUGCGGGCGAAGCGGAGGGGCGAUAUCAUCUCGGAGCGUUAA
Molecule: messenger RNA, 204 nt
Organism: Thermothielavioides terrestris NRRL 8126
Lineage: Eukaryota; Fungi; Ascomycota; Sordariomycetes; Sordariales; Chaetomiaceae
Exons: 3
Coding region: 1-204 (67 amino acids)
Source: RefSeq, a predicted model, not a curated record